AUGUCUGCGGUCACCCUGUAUGGGGCCUGUGGCCUGUGGGUUGUAUGGAUAGUCGUUGAGGUGAUAUCCCCUCUUCCGACUUCUAACUCUACUCUCACUACUCAUAUUCCGGCUGCAGGGUGGGAGAUCAUCUCCAAGAUGGCACCUCCUACCACAGCCAAAAGACCCUUGGUUAAACCUCCAAAAGUCCGAUACUUCAAGAACAAACCUCUAGCCGAUGUACCCUCCGACUCUGACGAAUCGGGAGAUGAAGCUCCUGUUCAGCAAGAACCUAUCAAAGUCGAUCCGAAUUUGGUGGCAGGGGGAGCUGGACGUCUUAUUACUUCGAAAGAUCUCAAAUCUCGACCUCAGAUGAAGGUCGCUUUGCGGGAUGUGAAGGUGGAAGGGGGAAAGCUUUUGAUCGGGGGUGAAGUGGGUAGACCUAUGAGACCUCCUGUCAAAAAGGAGGAGGAAGAAGAAGAAGAUGAGAGUAGUGAAGAAGAAGAGGAGGAAGAGGAUGUUGAACCGGCUCCAGGAGAAGAGUCAAGUGAAUACGAAACGGAUUCUGAAGAAGAAGAAGAAGUCAAAAAACCUGUAUUUAGACCAGUGUUCAUCAAGAAAGAGAAUAGAGGGAUGACACAGGAGAAAGCGGCUGCAAUGGCGGAAGAAGCAGCUAGGAAGGAAGAGGAGUUGAGGGAACAGAGAAAGUUGGAUAGUAAAGAUUUAGCUGGAGAGACCAUACGUAGGGAACUAGCAGAGAAAGAAGCGACAGACCUUCAACCCGAAGUGGACGAUACAGACGGUCUUGAUCCCGCGGCAGAAUUUGAAGAAUGGAGAGCUCGAGAACUCGCACGUCUAUUAAGAGAUAAACAAGCUCAAGCUGCUAAAGACGAGGAGAAGGAAGAAAUCGAGAGACGAAGGGCUAUGCCGGAAGAACAACGUCUUAAGGAAGAUUUGGAGUAUGCGGAAGCUACGAGAGCGAAGGAAAAAGGUCAAAUGGGAUUUUUACAGAAAUAUUAUCACAGAGGAGCUUUUCAUUUGGACGACGAUUUGCUCAACAGAGAUUAUACUUUGGCUACGGAGAAUGCUGUGGACAUGUCCAUGUUACCGAAAGUACUUCAAGUACGAGAUUAUGGAAAGAUGUCUCGAUCGAAAUAUACACAUUUGGCAGAUCAAGAUACCUCUCAAGGAGGCUGGGGGACGGCAGCGAGGGCAGGUCCGGCUGUUCCAGGUGCAAUGGGCACGAACAAUACGGGAUGUUGGAAUUGCGGCGGACCUCAUUUGCGGAAAGACUGCCCAAACAACAAUCUCGACGAUCCUAUGCGUGGUCUAGGACCUCCCGGUCAAGGAACAAGUGCAAACUCCUCCGCUCUCGGUUAUGGAGUUGCCUCUGGGCCUUCAGGACCCGUUGGGGCAAGACGGUAUGGAGAAGAGGGUCGGGAGAGGAGGUUCGAAGAGGAACGACGAGCUGAUCGAGGGUAUUCAAGCCGGAGAGAUCAUCCAGGAGACCAAGUAGAUAGAGGGCCUCAAAGAGGAACCGAGAGGGACAGAGCGAAUUACCCAGCUUCUGCGCCAGGGAAUGAGAGAGACUGGCGGGAUGAUUCCACAGGUUAUGACGGCAAUGAUCAGAGAGGUAAGGGAGGGCACCAUGACAGAUUUCAAGAUCAUGACAGAGGGUCUGAUAGACCUGAUAAUGGACGACACGAUCGAGAUGGAAGAGCAAGAGAAGAGAGAAAGGGGGAAAGAAGAAGGAGUAGGAGUCGGAGUCGGAGUCCUCGACGAGAGCGAGAUCGUCGACGAUAG
Messenger RNA from Tremella mesenterica DSM 1558, 1782 nucleotides. RefSeq lists its product as uncharacterized. Bases 1 to 1782 code for a protein of 593 amino acids. The record is from RefSeq and is a predicted model, not a curated record. NCBI's taxonomy places the organism in Eukaryota, Fungi, Basidiomycota, Tremellomycetes, Tremellales, Tremellaceae. Gene Ontology annotation, molecular function: RNA binding. Gene Ontology annotation, biological process: mRNA splicing, via spliceosome. The transcript is spliced from 8 exons. Gene Ontology annotation, cellular component: U2-type spliceosomal complex.